CGGGGCUAAGGGCGGGGGGCGUGGUCAGUGAGGACCCAAGAUGGCGGCGUCUGCGGCUUCUGUGAGGAGGUUGGCCACUGCUGUUUGGCUCACUCUUUUCCUGACAGUCAUCUCUGCUGUGGACAGAAGCAACUUCAAGACUUGUGACCAGAGUGCCUUUUGCAAACGCCAGCGGAAUGUGAAGGCCAGAAGUUCUCCUUACAGGGCUUUACUGGACUCACUGCAACUCAGCCAAGAUUCUUUGAAAAUCCAGCUUGUCAAUGAAAUUAACAAGGUUCCUCUCCUCCUUGAGCUAUAUGGCUUGAAAGGGAAUAUGACCCGGAUCCGAAUCAAUGAGUUGAAUCCACUCAAACCUCGCUAUGAGGUACCCGAUGUGUUAGUCCAAGAUCCACCCACCACCAGAUUGUCUGUGACAGGUCGUGAUGAUAACAGUGUGGAGUUGUCCCUGGGUGAUGAGAGCCACAAGCUCAUUUUGACUGCCAAACCCUUCCGUAUGGACUUGCUGGAGGGCCGGGAGCUGGUGCUGAGUGUUAACUCCCGAGGGCUGCUGGUCUUUGAGCACCUGCGCCAGAAGAAGGACUCUUUCUCGGAAAAAGUUAGUAGCACGGUCGUUAGCAUUUGGGAUAGGAUCAAGGACCUUUUCUCUAGGGAACCACCAAAGGAACCAGCAUCACAAGAGGAGGGAGACACUGAAGGCUUGGAUGCAUCUUUGUCUGUAGAGCAGAAGUCUACAGAGAAAAGCAACCAGGGUGACGAAAUAUCCAAUGGGGCAGAUGAAGCUGAGGAGGAGCCAGGAUCUUGGGAAGAAACAUUCAAGACCCACACAGACAGCAAGCCUAAUGGCCCAACAUCAGUGGGACUAGAUUUCUCAUUGCCGGGCGUGGAGAAUGUGUAUGGCAUUCCAGAACAUGCGGACAACCUCCGAUUACGAACUACUGAGGAAGGGGACCCAUACCGCCUCUAUAACCUGGAUGUAUUUCAGUAUGAACUUUACAACCCCAUGGCCCUCUAUGGUUCUGUUCCUGUCCUUCUUGCUCACAAUGCCCGACGUACUCUGGGAAUCUUUUGGCUCAAUGCUGCAGAGACCUGGGUGGACAUCACCUCCAACACUGCUGGCAAGACUCUUUUUGGAAAGAUGCUGGACUAUAUGCAAGGUGGAGGUGAGAUCCCACAGACUGAUGUCCGCUGGAUGUCAGAGAGUGGGAUCAUAGAUGUAUUCCUGUUGCUUGGACCAUCACCCAACGAUAUCUUCAGACAAUAUACAUCUCUCACAGGCACUCAGGCCCUGCCUCCUCUCUUUGCUUUGGCCUAUCACCAGAGUCGUUGGAACUACAAUGAUGAGGAGGACGUGAAUUCUGUGGACAAUGGGUUUGAUGAGCAUGACAUCCCAUAUGAUGUCAUCUGGCUAGACAUUGAGCAUGCUGAUGGGAAGCGCUAUUUCACUUGGGAUCCGAACAAGUUCCCCCACCCUCAGGAAAUGCUUCAGCGCCUGGCAGCCAAGAGGAGAAAGAUGGUGAGUAUUGUGGACCCGCACAUCAAGGUGGACAGUGGCUACAGGGUGCACAAUGAGAUUCGCUCCCAGGGCUUUUAUGUCAAGACCAAGGAUGGUGGUGACUAUGAAGGCUGGUGUUGGCCAGGCUCUGCAGGCUAUCCAGACUUUACUAACCCAGAGAUGCGUGCCUGGUGGUCCAGCAUGUUCGGCUAUGACCACUAUGAGGGCUCCAUGGAGAAUCUUUACACCUGGAAUGACAUGAAUGAGCCCUCCGUCUUCAAUGGCCCCGAGGUGACAAUGCACAAGGAUGCCGUGCACUGGGGCGGGUGGGAGCACCGUGAUAUCCACAACCUCUAUGCAUUUUAUGUGCAAAUGGCAACAGCACGGGGGCAGGUGCAACGAUCUGGAGGUGUGGAGCGUCCAUUUGUCUUAACUCGAGGUUUCUUUGCAGGCUCUCAACGUUAUGGUGCUGUAUGGACAGGGGACAAUGCAGCAGAAUGGGACCAUUUAAAGAUCUCUAUCCCUAUGUGUCUGAGUUUGGGUCUUGUGGGCAUUUCUUUUUGUGGAGCUGACAUAGGUGGCUUCUUCAAAAACCCAGAACCUGAGUUGCUGGUGCGCUGGUACCAAACAGGAGCCUACCAGCCUUUCUUCCGGUCACAUGCCCAUGUGGACACCAUUCGCCGGGAACCCUGGCUCUUUGGAGAAGAUAAUAAAGCACUGAUUCGGGAAGCCAUCCGCCAGCGCUAUGCUCUGCUGCCCUUUUGGUAUACCAUCAUGUAUCACAGCUACCAGACUGGCCAGCCUGCCAUGAGACCUCUCUGGGUAGAAUAUCCCCAGGACACUAUGACAUACAGCAUGGAUGACCAGUAUCUCCUUGGCAAUGCACUGCUGGUUCACCCAGUCACAGCCCAGGGCGCCCAAGGUGUGCAGGUCUACUUGCCUGGCAAAGGAGAGGUUUGGUAUGAUGUCCACACACACCAGAAACUUCAUGCACCCCAAACUCUUUAUUUAGCUGUUACCAUGAGCAGUAUUCCUGUGUAUCAGCGUGGUGGUACCAUUGUGGCUCGGAAGGAGCGAGUACGGCGGUCUUCUGACUGCAUGCAUAGUGAUCCUUACACCCUCUACGUGGCCCUGGGCCCACAGGGCACAGCACAAGGCGACCUCUUUCUUGACGAUGGGCACACGUAUAACUUCAAGACAAAGGGAGAAUACCUGCAUCGAUACUUCAAUUUCUCUGGAAACAUGUUGACAGCCAGCUCUGCAGAUCCAAAUGGUAUCUUUGAAACUCCGGCUUGGAUUGAACGGGUAGUGAUCCUCGGAGCUGGGAAGCCAGCAGCAGUGUUCCUCAAAGAAGAUGGUGCUGCAGAGACUCGCCUAGAUUUUAUCCACGAGGUGGAAACAUCUGUUUUAACCAUUCGGAAACCAGCAGUCAACAUUGGGGCAGACUGGAGCAUUUCUCUGCGAUAAUGGCACGAGGCAGGGGUGGGGGAGGUCAGCUGCAUGAAGGUAGAGAGACAUUUGCGCAGUGCUGGGGAGUUCUGGCUUGGCCCCCUCUCACUGGAAUGUAGCUAGGGUAGGCUGGUAGCUCCCCAUCUGUAGUGCCUCGGGUCCCAUGUCUCAUAUCACACAGGCAUGUCUUAAGAGAGAGGGAACAGCAAUUGCUCCCUGCUCUGAUUCUGGCUUGGCCUCUGGCCUUUUCAGAUGGUUCCAUAGAUUAAAUUUUAGCAAUAUUUGCUGUAGAAUUGAAGAUUCUCCGGGUUGGAGUUCGUUGUGAUUUGGUUUCCUUCUUCAGGGGAGUGUUUAAAAAAAAGGUGCUCCCCUCUCUCUCGCCCUCUUCCAGAAGUGCAACAUUAGGGCAUCUUUCCACAGUAGAUGCCCUUAGUCAAUCCAGUCAUGUCCCCUGCCUCCUCAGUAGUACCUCCAGCCCCAACUCUCCUUUGACAAAACUAUUUGUGACUAGAGUUCCAGGCCAAAUGUCUGGACCAACCCAAAUGAUUUACUGGACAGGUCUCAUUUCGUUGUCAAUAGGUGAAUGUAUUGAGAAUCUUCCAGUGUUUUGUUGAGCCAUCCUUGUCCCUUCCACCAUAUGCCCCUCUUUUCAUGUCCCCUGUAUCAUCUCCUUGGUUACAGCCACCUGCCUCAUAAGGUCCCAAGACCCUAUGGCCCCAUUACUAUGCUUUUUGUUCCCUACCUGUCAUUCUUUUUCUUCUCACUUCUCCCCAUACUGUGGAUGAGGAGAAAUGUUUUAUUUCUUUGAAGAGAGUGCGGUUUCCAGGUGUCAGUGAAUCACUGUCACCUCUACGUGUUUUGUUUUUUUAAUAUAUAUAUAGCUAUCUGGUGGGGACAUUAGACAAAAAAAUCAUGUGAAGGGGAAUCGGGUUGUGUUUGGACAGAAAAUGAAGCUCUGUGUUGGAGUGAAAUGAAGUUUUUAGUCUGCAGUGGGGACCUAGAAAGAGCAAAAAACAAAG
Sceloporus undulatus (fence lizard) is the source of this 3960-nucleotide messenger RNA. RefSeq names its product glucosidase II alpha subunit (gene GANAB). Bases 41 to 2959 code for a protein of 972 amino acids. Gene Ontology annotation, molecular function: carbohydrate binding; glucan 1,3-alpha-glucosidase activity. Gene Ontology annotation, cellular component: glucosidase II complex. The transcript is spliced from 25 exons. Lineage: Eukaryota; Metazoa; Chordata; Lepidosauria; Squamata; Phrynosomatidae. The record is from RefSeq and is a predicted model, not a curated record. Gene Ontology annotation, biological process: N-glycan processing; carbohydrate metabolic process.